AUGUCAAUGGAGCUGAAUUGGCUUACUAAGCAGCACCUUUCAUUUCUGUCAACGACUUGCUCCAAAUCCUUUCAGUGAUCACCAAGGGGCAGUCCCCAAAGCGUCAUGGAUACCUCAGAGCUCGAGCCCUCGAAGCUCGGCACGAAAGAACAUUGGGAUAACGUUUACGAAGAAGAAUUGGAGAACUUCAGUGAAAAUGGUGAUGAGGGUGAAAUAUGGUUCGGCAAAAGGGCAAUGAAUGAAAUGGUGAAGUGGGUUAAGGAACACGCCCCUCCGCGCCCUGAUAUGUCAGUCCUUGAGGUUGGAAGUGGAAAUGGUGCACUGUUAUUCGCGCUUGCGGAGGGACGUGGAGAUGCGCGAUAUCCGGCACAGAGACUUUUGGGAAUCGAUUAUAGUGAAGGAGCUGUUCAGCUCGCACAAUCGGUGGCGCAUGCUAGGAAUCUUACGGCCAUUACGUUUAGUGUGUGCGAUUUCCUGCAGGAGGACCCAUCAUUACUCGCCGACGAUCAGAAAGCUGACCAGAAUGGAGCUUGGGAUCUGAUUCUUGAUAAAGGCACUUACGAUGCCAUCGCGCUGAUGGAGAAGGAUGAUAAUGGAAGGAUUCCAGUCGAAGCUUAUCCGAUGCGUAUCGCGAAGCUCUUGAAUCCAGGCGGGCAUUUUUUAAUUACAUCUUGUAACUUUACCGAGGUUGAGUUACGAUCGAAGUUCAUCACCGAAGAAACUGGCCUGCAGUACCAUUCUCGUAUACAGCACCCGACCAUUUCAUUCGGCGGGAGCACUGGCAGUGCAUGUUCUAGUGUGGCAUUCACGAAAUAGAAACGUAGAUAAGCAUUGCUAUAUUCUGGGGAUAUGAUCCAUUCCUGUCUGUAACGUCUCUUUUGCCAAUGAGCUAGCCCAAGUCAAGAACCCAUCUUCUCCUUUGAACGUAUUAGACAUGAAGAACACCAAUCCAAGGCCCAGGUUCUCGAUCCUUGAUGCCUUCAAGAAG
Molecule: messenger RNA, 988 nt
Organism: Suillus clintonianus
Lineage: Eukaryota; Fungi; Basidiomycota; Agaricomycetes; Boletales; Suillaceae
Product: S-adenosyl-L-methionine-dependent methyltransferase
Exons: 5
Coding region: 106-816 (236 amino acids)
Biological process (GO): peptidyl-lysine monomethylation; peptidyl-lysine dimethylation
Cellular component (GO): cytoplasm
Molecular function (GO): protein-lysine N-methyltransferase activity
Source: RefSeq, a predicted model, not a curated record